CGCGUGCUCGCGCCGCCGGAGACGCUGCUCGGCGCCGGACGCGAGGACACAUCCAACACACGCACCUUCCGCAGGUCGACGAACUCGCCCAAUUGUACCACUCAACCUAUAUAUUAAUUUUUGCGAAACUACAUUUUUACCAAUUUUUUUUUUGGCAAAAAAAAAUUAAUUACCGCGAGGAGUUGAAAUCGUCGAAACCUCACCAUGGCGACGCAACAGGACAAAACUUUGCUAACCACCACCUUCAACGACAAGGGAGGCACAUUCAAAACUGUCAUCGUACCUUUAGGAGAGCAGUCGAGAUCACCGCACGAAAAUCGCCCUCUCAUGGAGAAAAAGGCGGCCAAUUUGGAACUGGGUGGUGCCCAGGAGGAGUACAACCCCUUCAAAAACCGCAACUUAGAACACCCUACAACCAAUGCCGACACCCUGAUCCACCUGCUGAAGGGCAGCUUGGGCACCGGCAUCCUAGCCAUGCCCCUGGCCUUCCUGAACGCAGGUUUGGCCUUUGGCUUGGUGGCCACUUUCGUCAUCGGCUUCAUCUGCACCUAUUGCGUGCACGUUUUGGUCAAAUGUGCCCACGAGUUGUGUCGGCGGACGAGAACGCCUGCCCUUGGCUUUGCCGACGUCGCCGAAGUUGCUUUCAAGAAUGGACCACCCCAGCUCAGGAAAUUCUCGGCAGCAGCCAGAUCAACAAUAAACACCUUCCUUGUUGUGGAUCUGCUCGGUUGCUGCUGCGUUUAUAUUGUGUUUGUGGCCACAAACAUUAAGCAGGUGGCUGACUACUACUGGCAACUUGACUGGGACAUUCGAAUCUACAUGGUUUGCCUGCUGGUGCCCCUCAUUCUACUCAACAUGAUCCGCAACCUGAAGCUGAUGGCCCCCUUCUCCAUGAUUGCCAACCUCCUGAUGGCCACUGGCAUGGCCAUCACCUUCUACUACAUUUUCCAGGACGUGCCCAACGUGUCCGAGAGACCCCUGUUCUCCUCCUUCCACCAACUGCCCCUGUUCUUCGGCACCGUCAUCUUCGCCCUUGAGGGAAUUGGCGUGGUUAUGCCCCUGGAGAACAACAUGAAGACCCCCCAGCACUUUAUCGGCUGCCCCGGAGUCCUGAACAUUGGCAUGACCGUCGUCGUCACUUUGUACAGCGCAGUCGGUUUCUUCGGCUACCUGAAGUACGGCGAGGAAACCCAGGGUUCGAUCACUCUCAACCUGCCCACAGACGAAAUCUUGGCGCAAUCGGUCAAGAUUAUGAUUGCUGUCGCCAUUUUCCUCACAUACGCUCUGCAGUUUUAUGUGCCCUUUGAGAUCAUCUGGCGUAAUCUUAAACCGCAUUUCAAGAAAAAUGAAAUGGUGGUCGAGUUUUCUUUGAGGAUAUUUCUAGUCGUAUGCACAGUGGGCAUUGCUGCUGCCAUCCCGAACUUAGGACCCUUCAUCUCGCUGGUGGGCGCCGUAUGCCUCUCCACCUUGGGCCUCAUGUUUCCCGCUAUCAUCGAAGUCGUCACGUUCUGGGAACAGUCGACCGGUGGUCCCAGCACGAGUGGCCCCAGGUGGCGCCUCAUCAAGAACGUGGCGAUUUUGGCUUUUGGAGUGCUCGGCUUUGUCACCGGCACCUGGACGAGCAUCGAGGAAAUCGUCGCAGGCUUCGGUCAGGAGUUGUAGAAGGAAGGAAAUUAAAUCAACAACAACACUCUCUCGCCCUCUGACAAGUCACAUCAUAAUAUGCGUACUUUCUAUAAGUAUAAGGAGUAUAUAAAAUAAGUAAACUCAUCAGAGAGUGAUCUGAAGCGUAGCACGUUGGUAGUGCAAGUACCUUAUUACUUUUGAGUAGUUUCCCUUUUUUAUAAUUUAUCGUUGUAUUAUUUUCAAUAUUAGCGUCAUCGUUGGCCGUUGAAAUUUUAACUCUUAAGUGUUAAUUUUGUACAUAUGAUGUUGUGAAAUUUAUAAAUUUGAAAUCGAAAUUUUACGGUGAAAGGUUUCACAUGCAAGGCUUGUUUUUGGCGUUUUAAAUUUUAUCAAUUUCCUCUGCAGAAUGUUUCAAGGUAUUUUGAGUAAAACUACGGCAACCAACUCUGUGAACAUUUCUGUGUUAAAGCUAUUACUAUUUAAGUAGACAAAGCCUUAGUUAAUUUUUAAGUGAUUUUAACCAAGAAGUGAUAAAUAAUAGAUUUUACUUUCUGAACGAAUAUUUUUAAAAUAUCAGAGAGCUGAGUUAAUUAAUCAGCAAAUAGCGAAUUUUGGUGAUAGUUCUGUCAAUUAUUGUCAGUAAGAAAUACUCGCCUUAAUCAAGACAUGUACACAAUCAAAAAAGAAGCCCAUCCAGCCAAAUUUUCAAUAUAAAAAGCCACUUUUGGUUGUGCGUCCAAAAGGGAAGCUUUAUUGUUGCUCAUUUUUUGUCACAAUAACAGGUUGGAAGAUUUUAUGAUAUUUUUGAAGCGCAGAAAUAGAACAAAAACCAUUAUUAAUUUAUACACAAUCAUUGAAAGGCACUUCAAUUUUCUGGUGCUUUGAGAUGCAUUUACUUUAAUAAUGACAUGAAAAAUGACUUAAUAUUUCUUUCAAUGUGAGAUACAAUGAAAUCAAAUUUUUGAACCACAUGCAUGUUUAAAAAAUAAAGAAAAAUUGUAAA
This is a messenger RNA of Neocloeon triangulifer, 2629 nucleotides long. Its product is annotated as proton-coupled amino acid transporter-like protein CG1139. Gene Ontology annotation, biological process: amino acid transmembrane transport. Gene Ontology annotation, molecular function: amino acid transmembrane transporter activity. Gene Ontology annotation, cellular component: vacuolar membrane. NCBI's taxonomy places the organism in Eukaryota, Metazoa, Arthropoda, Insecta, Ephemeroptera, Baetidae. The transcript has 11 exons. The record is from RefSeq and is a predicted model, not a curated record. Bases 205 to 1662 code for a protein of 485 amino acids.